Molecule: messenger RNA, 1451 nt
Organism: Gracilinanus agilis (Agile Gracile Mouse Opossum)
Lineage: Eukaryota; Metazoa; Chordata; Mammalia; Didelphimorphia; Didelphidae
Product: neutral cholesterol ester hydrolase 1-like
Exons: 1
Coding region: 1-666 (221 amino acids)
Biological process (GO): triglyceride catabolic process
Cellular component (GO): cytosol
Molecular function (GO): sterol ester esterase activity; triacylglycerol lipase activity
Source: RefSeq, a predicted model, not a curated record
AUGGGAUAUGUGAAUGAAGUCAAACACAUUGCCAUUCUUUCCCCACAGUUUAGCAAAGAUGCCACCUUCAGGAAUAAAAUCAAGCUCCAAGCUCUGAUCUACCCAGUCCUCCAAGCUCUGGACUUCAACACCCCCUCCUACCAGCAGAAUGCGAAUUCCCCCAUCCUGCCCCGCCAUGUCAUGGUCAGAUACUGGAUCGACUAUUUAAAAGGGAACCAGGAUUUCGUCCAGGCCAUGUUGGUGAACAACCACACCUCCUCGGACGUGGAGGUGGCUGCUGCUCUCAGGGCCCGGCUCGACUGGCUUUCCCUCUUGCCCAAAUCUAUCACCAAGAAUUAUAGCCCCGUCAUGAAGGAGGUGGGCGAUUCUCGGAUCGUGCAGGAGCUCCCCCAGCUCCUGGACGCUCGUUCAGCGCCGCUGAUCGCAGACCAAGAGGUCCUUCAGAAGCUGCCAAAAACUUACAUCUUGACUUGUGAACAUGAUGUCCUCAGGGACGACGGCAUCAUGUAUGUCAAACGCUUGGAGAGCGCUGGCGUGCAGGUGACCCACGACCACUUUAAGGAUGCCUUCCACGGCUGCAUGAUUUUUACUUCCUGGCCCACCAACUUCUCGGUGGGAGUUCGGACUAGGGACAGCUACAUUAAGUGGCUGAAGCAGAACCUGUGAAGAGAGAUCAUCCAGAGAGGGCACGUGAACCCUUUUUGACCAAUGGCAAUCACUAGGGAUCACUGAGCACUUUCUUACUUACCCCAGGCGACCACCAGACCAUGGUGCUUCUUGUCAGGGAGAGGCCAAGUGAGAAAUUUUCACGAGCUUGACUAAUCUCUAUCAGUAUAGAAGAUUUGAAUCGGUUUCCCAAACUGGACUAACCAACCUCCUGGGCCACUCAGAUGGCUGCCACGGUCCCAAACUACCAAAGGAUUCUGGGAAAGCAUAUUCUUCCCCUGGAAGUGACUCUUUGUACUAGAAGACCUUCUACAGAGGAAAACAUGCCAGUCCUGUUUGAUGAAUUUUAUGUAAAUUUGGUUCCCUUUUGCAAAUAACUUAUUUAUAAAUCAGUCAAUUACUUAAAGGUCUAAAAUACACCCUUCUGACCCAUCCCUGCCCAUUGAAUGCCUUUGUUCCUCUUUUGCACAGAUGGUCUUUCUCAUAGGGACAUGGGCUUCAUUCCUCCUAAGCGUCUUUUGUAAAGGAUGAUAAUCCACUAAUCCUUUGGGAUUAUAUUCUUUCUUUAAAGUUCGCUUUUAACCACUGCUGUUAGAGAACAAAUUACUAAUGUGUUAGUAUGAUUUACACUGGAUUUUGUACAUAGUUAAGAGUUUUUGUUUUUCAUGUGGCAUUAGAGUACAUGCAAUCUCUGUGGGGUAAGGGUGGGGGUGGAGAGGGAUUUGGGGCAAAUGUAUUUCUUUUGAGAAUGAAUUUUCUAUAGAUAAUAAAUGGAAAAAGACCCA